Molecule: messenger RNA, 1516 nt
Organism: Mycotypha africana
Lineage: Eukaryota; Fungi; Mucoromycota; Mucoromycetes; Mucorales; Mycotyphaceae
Exons: 5
Coding region: 1-1074 (357 amino acids)
Molecular function (GO): oxidoreductase activity
Source: RefSeq, a predicted model, not a curated record
AUGGUUAGUGUCAUUUUAUCUGAAAACGCUACAACUCAAACAAAGUAUAAAUAUGGGCUUGAGCUGAAAGAAAACCCCGUUGGUGAAUUCUCAGCUGAUAAGAGCCAAGCACUUGUGAAAGUUCAGGCAGCUGCAUUGAAUCAUAGAGAUGUCUGGAUUCUGAAAGGAAUGUAUCCUGGCAUCAAAGUAGGGUCGGUCUUGGGCUCUGAUGCUGUCGGCUACGUCAUUAAAAAGAGCGACCAUAACGAUGAUACCAUCCACAUUGGUCAGCGAGUUCUUUUGAACCCUGGAUCAGGCUGGGUAUCCGAUGAACGAGGACCUGAGCAAACGUUUGGUAUUUUGGGACUAUUGCCUUGGGCAGGCACAUUGACAGAAGAGCCUGUAUGGAUGGACAUGGAGGAAUUGGUUGCUUGUCCCACUCAUUUAUCAAAUGCUGAAGCUGCUGCAUUACCACUCGCUGGUUUAACCGCUUAUAGAGCUUUGUUCACGAAAGGUUUGGUCAAAAAAGAUGAGCAUGUAUUGAUCACCGGUAUUGGUGGAGGUGUUGCUUUAUGUGCGCUUCAGUUUGCUGUAGCAGCAGGUGCUCAUGUCUACGUCACAUCAUCCAGUGCAACAAAGAUCGAAAAGGCAAUUGCUUUGGGUGCAAAAGGGGGUGUCAAUUAUAAGGAUGAUGAUUUCAUCCGUGAGUUGAAAAAGUUGCUAGGAAAAAAUCUGCUGUCAGCUGUUAUUGACGGUGCGGGCGGCCCAUUGUACGGUGUCUAUCCUAAAGUAAUGCGUACAGGUGGCAUUAUUGUGAAUUACGGACAAACGGCUAGUGUAAAAGGUGUUACGUACUCCAUGUCCCACGUAUUGAAGAACAUUGAUAUUCGUGGCUCCACCAUGGGUUCAAGAACAGAAUUCAAAGAAAUGGUAAAGUUUGUAGAAGAAAAUAAAAUUAAGCCUGUUGUUUCCCGUGUAUGGGAUGGUUUAAAUGCAAAAGCACUGGAUGAAGCUAUUGCUACGAUGAGUAACAGUGAACAGUUUGGAAAGUUAGUGAUUCAAAUCAGUGACCCUUCCACAAGUCCAAAACUUUAAGACACACACACACACUACUCUGUUGCCAACUACAAUUAUAUAAACCAGAUCUCAUCUAUUCCUGAGGGGCCAAAUAAAACAUUUUCAUCCACUAUCUUAGUAAAAAUACAUCUUGAAAUAAUGGGCAUGGUUUCCAUUGAACUCAAAUGAGGCAAGUUUUGAAUCUGUUUCAUAAGGCCAGAAACAAUUUAGAGAACAAAGAAAUUCCCAUCGUGAGCCUUUGCAGAGAUGCUUGGGCUAAUCCAUGUGUAACUUUUAGGUGCUGUGUAUAUGUCUAUAGAUCUUUCCCUUUACACUUCUCGUCCCUUUGAGAAUUUUUUAAUGGAUUUUUGAUAAGUGCGGGACCAAUCAUUUCUCGUAGCUGUAUUUAAAUGAAACGACCGUGAGUAAGGGAAUCUGAUAAACAAUUAAGCAAGAUUUUCCAAAGGAAAGGGACAUGGAA